AUCGGACACGGACACGUGCGGUGCCAUGUCGCGGCAGGACGUGGGGCUCUUCUCUGGGUUCCGAGUGCUCGGCCGCUUCAGCGGGCACGUCCCUCACGUUCUCCGCUACCACGGCCGGCACCGCGAGUUCUACGUGGCCACCGCCGUCGGGCGCAGCGUCCACACCUACAACGUGAAGAAACUUGGUAUUGUUUCUGUGAGUAAUGCUUUGCCACAAGACAUUACAUGUUUGGCAGCAGAUCGCAUGCUGAUAUUUGCUUCAUAUGACAAUAUUCUCCACGCUUUUGCCAGGAACAAAGAGGUGGUUCAUACCUAUGAAGGUCACAAGGCAAGGAUACACCUUCUACAGCCUUUUGGUGAUCACAUCAUCUCUGUGGAUGUUGAUAAUGUUCUUAUUGUUUGGAAUAUACAGUCAGAAGAAGAGUAUCUUCAAGUGGAUUUUGAUAAAGCCACUUUUGUAGUUUCUGCACUUCUGCAUCCCAGCACCUAUUUGAAUAAAAUUCUCCUUGGGAGUGAACAAGGAAGCUUGCAGCUGUGGAAUAUAAGAUCCAACAAACUCCUAUACUCAUUUCCAGGAUGGGGCUUUGCGGUCACAACUCUUGCACAAGCACCAGCAGUGGAUGUUGUUGCAGUCGGUCUUGUAUCUGGUCAUAUCGUUGUACAUAAUAUUAAGUUUGAUGAAACUCUGAUGAAAUUUCAACAAGACUGGGGUCCCAUCACAGCAGUAUCUUUUCGUACAGAUGGACACCCAGUAAUGGCAGCUGGCAGCCCGGUUGGACACAUUGCUUUGUGGGAUCUAGAAGACAAGAAGCUGAUGUGUCAGAUGCAAGAUGCCCAUUCCACAGCAAUAGCUGGCAUGUCGUUUGUCCCUGGAGAGCCACUUCUUAUUACUAAUGGUGCUGAUAAUGCUCUACGGGUGUGGAUUUUUGAUGGACCUGGUGGUACAGGUCGUGUAUUGAGAAGCCGAAUGGGACACAGUGCACCACCAACAAAAAUCAGAUACCAUGGGCAAAAUGGAGAGCAAAUUCUUAGUGCAGGUCAAGAUGGAACAUUGCAGUCCUUUUCAACAGUGCAUGACAGGUUCAAUAAAAGUUUAGGACGUGGUUCAAUUAACAAAAAGAAAUCAAAAAAGAAAGGUCUUAAGCUUGACACGAUGGCACUUCCACCAAUUACAGCCUUUGCUUCAGAAGUGGCACAUCAGAGUGACUGGGAUGGUAUUAUUGCCUGCCAUCAAGGGUAUAUAACCUGUACGACCUGGAACUAUCAGAAAACUUCUAUGGGAGCUCAUAAACUGAGGCCUGAAGAAUUUAGCAAGUACAAACCUAUUGAUAUAUAUGCAACAGCAGUUGAUAUUACCUCAUGUGGUAACUUUGCUGUAAUUGGGAUGUCAACUGGACAGGUGGAUGUGUAUAACAUGCAGUCUGGCAUUCACAGAGGGCGUUAUGGCAAAGAAAAAGCACAUGAAGGGGCCAUUAGAGGGGUAGCAGUGGAUGGAUUAAACCAGCUGGUAAUCACAGCUGGUAGUGAAGGAUUAAUUAAAUUUUGGAAAUUCAAAACUAAAGAGCUAGUUUACUCCACUGAACUUUCUUCUUCUCCAAGUGCAAUUCUGCUUCACAGAGAUAGUGGUAUUUUGGGAAUUGCCUUUGAGGACUUCAGUAUUAGUGUUUUGGAUAUAGAAACCAGGAAGAUUGUCAGGACAUUCUCAGGACACCAUGGACGGAUUAAUGACAUGACUUUCAGUCCUGAUGGUCGUUGGCUAAUAACUUCAUCAAUGGACUGCACCAUUAAGACUUGGGACCUUCCCUCUGGAUGCCUUAUAGAUUGUUUUUUGGUGGACUCUGCAGCUGUGAGCCUUACUAUGUCGCCUACAGGAGAUUUUCUAGCUUCAGCACAUGUGGAUGAUCUUGGAAUUUAUUUGUGGUCAAACCGUUCUCUGUAUUCACUGGUGUCAUUACGGCCCCUUCCUGCAGAUUAUGAGCCUUCUUUGGUGACACUCCCUAGCACCUGCCCUGUGCAAGAUGAGGAUAUGUCAGGAGAAGAAGACCCGCGUGAUGAAAUGAUAGAAUAUGUCACACCUGAGCAGUUGGAAGAGCAGCUGGUGACCCUUUCCUCAUUACCGGAAUCAAGAUGGAAAAACCUCCUCAGCCUUGAUGUUAUCAAGAAAAAAAAUAAACCAAGAGAGCCACCAAAAGUUCCGAAGGCAGCACCUUUCUUCAUACCAACAGUUCCUGGUCUUAUACCCCGAUACAUUCCACCAGAGGAAGAAAAAGAUACACAGUCAAAGGUAGUAAACCUUGGAGUACUGGCACAGAAAUCUGAUUUCUGCGUUCAUCUUGAAGAAGCCCUGAGCACUAAUGAAUAUGAAGUUCCACUUGACCUACUGAAAAGGUUGGGACCAUCUAAUACUGAGAUAGAACUACGAGGUUUGGCCCCUGAAGGUGGUGGCUCAAUGGAGGUGAUGCUGAGCUUUUUGAGAAUGAUUGGGAUGAUGCUGAACAAGAAGUACAACUUUGAACUUGCUCAGGCAUACCUUGCAUUAUUUUUAAAGUUACAUCUGAAGAUUCUCUCAUCAGAGCCAAACCUAUUGGAAGAAUUAUCCAAAUUGUCAGUGCAACUCGAGGACACUUGGAUUCGUUUGCAGACUCUCUUCAAUCAGAGUCUGUGUGUUUUAACAUAUAUGAAAAGUGCUCUGCUGUAAAAUACUAAUGGUUUUGUCUGCAUAAAAUCUCCCUUGGAAUAAUAAUACAAUUCAUUACCAAAAAUACCAGAUUUCAAAAGUCAUACUGGGUCUUAGAAACAUAGAAUCAUUAAGGUUGGAAAAGAGCUCCUAGAUCGAGUCCAACCUUUGACUGAAUACCUCCCAUGUUCACUAAGCUAUAUCACUAAGUGCCACAUUUACUCAUUUUUUGGGUACUUCCAGGGAUGGUGGCUUUACCUCUUCCCUGGGGAGGCUGUUCCAGUGCUUCUUCUGAUGCUGUAUUUUAUACAUCUGCAUAUGGCAGAGUAUUUUAGAACAUGCAAAACUGCAUAUUUUUGUUGAGUUGGAGCAAAAAUUAGUACGUGCAGCUAUUCAUGUUCUAUUGGUUCUUGCUGUCAGUGAACAGACAGUUGAAUUCAAGGCCAGGUUGGACAGAACCCUGAGCAACCUGGUCUAGUGGAUGGUGUCUCUACCCAUGGGAGGGGGUUUGGAACUGGAUGAUAUUUAAGGUCCCUUCCAGCUCAAGCCAUUCAAUGAUUCUAUGAUUCUGUGGCUAUAGAUAAUGUAGCUAGUUACCUUAGGCUUUCAUGGCCAAACCUGUAGAUCAGAAUGAAAAAAUUACUUGGGGGGGAAAAAAAAAGAGGUGGGAAUGUAAUUUCUGUGCAGGAGACCAAAAUCUAUGUUGUGUUUAAUAAAGUUAUUCUUUUUGCAAAAAUAAAACAAAACGUCUGAAUUAUUAACAUUUUAUUAACAUUAGUUUAAAGCAAUUUAAUCUAAAAAUUGUGCUCCUCUGCGAUUAGAGCGCUUUUCCUAUGAAGUUUGUAAAAAUCAGUCUUUUUCUGACUUUGGCAAGCUGUGUUCUGUAGCUGCAGACAUGUGUUUCUGAAUGCAGAUAUUUCCAACUGUACUACAAAUACUUGAAGUUUAAAAAAAAGAAACACCAAACUAAACAAACAAACAAAAACUUUCACUCAUUUUUUAUAAUCAGGUUUUUUGGACGCUCAAUUUCUUCUGAAAAUUAUGUUUCCUUUGUUAAGGAGAAGAGAUUACCAGAAUAAAAGCUCUGAGUUUUGGGGAAUUUUAAUUGAAUCAGAUGUAGUUUUUACAAAUUAAUAUUUAGGUUUCAAACAAUAAGAUUUGGGCAUUGUUUGGGAACUCAUGAGUGAAAUUAUCAACUUUGCAUUUUGAGAGUACUUCCUCACAGCAGAAGAAUCUCCUGAAUGAGGCCUUUGGUAUAUUUCACAUGCUUCAGCUACAUACACAGUCUAACAGAAUAACUAACACAAAUGUAUGCAAUUUCAAUGGGUAAACUUCAAAGAUGGAUUCAUUGCGUUUGGCACAAGACUGAGACAAGGGUAUGGUUUUGUCAUGCUGUAUGUGUAAUUUUUCCUUUUUCAAUGCCAUCACAUUAUAGAACUCGUUUUAUUUAUCUAUACUGGAACAAAUUAUCUGCAAACACAGAAUAAUCAGAGAAUCAUAGAACGGUUUGGGUUGGAAGGGACCUUAAAGAUCAUCUGCCAUGGGCAGGGACACCUUCCUCUAGACCAGGUUGCUCAGGGCCACAUCCAGACUGGCCUUGGACACUUCUGGGAGUGGGUUGUCCACAAGUUCCCUGGGUAACCUGUUCCACUGUCUCACCACCCUCGCUGGGAAGAAUUUCUUGCUAAUACCCAAUCUGACGCUACUGUUGUUAAGUCUAAAGCCACCCCCCAGUCUGAUCACUACAGGCCCUUGUAAAUCCCCCUCCAGCAGUGUUGUAACCCCUUUUAGCUACUGGAAGCCUGCUAUUAAAGUCACCCUGGAGCUUCCUCUUCUUCAGGUGGAACAAUCCCAAUUCUUUCAGCCUUUCCUCAUAGGAGAGGCAUUUCAUCCCUUUAAUCAUCUUUAUGGCCCUCCACUGGACUCUCUUCAAGAAGUUAUGUUUCCCUCUCUGCAGUCAGUGGGAGCUUCAGCAGACUGCCACAACUUCUCAAUAUCAUGGGUAGUGGCUUAGCCAUUUCACUCAUCAGCUUCUCUGUGUUGUCCUGGCUGUUCUUUAUCCAUAACUUUGCCUCACGUAGAGGCUUGAAGGGAAUGGCAAAAUACUACAGAAGUUUCCAGUCUGGCAUUAUAGCCAGUUAGGACUGAGAAUGUGGAGUAAGUGGGAAUAAUGUACACCUGAGGUUUUUUUAUGAAGUUUACUAUGGAGAUUUAAGAAAAUCCUUUAUACUGUACAAUUAUUAGCUGCUGGUGAUAUGGUCCUCAAGAAGCCAUUGCUUCCAGUUUCUCGGAUGCAUCUGAAGCAGUCCAAAGUCCCUCAAAUUUCACUGUAAUGUAUAAUAAACCUCUGAACUUACAGGCAUUAUUGUAACUAAUCUAGAUCUUGAAGAAUCAUUUUUUGAGCCAAGACAGAAUAUUAAAAGUAAGUAAUUGUUUGCGGACCUGCCCGAGUGGAAGAAGGAACAGUGGAUAAAGAACGUUCCUCUUGGAUCAGAGUAAGGGUCUGUCAAGCCUUGUACCCUGUCUCCAGCUGCAGCAAGGAAUAGAUGCAAAGGGUUUAGCAACCUGGUCAUAUAUAAAGAAGUCUUUCUCAAGCACAUACCACCACUUUUCAGCAAAUAGCUAUUUAGAUACUUUGUGACCCAGCUGUAGCCCAACAGUUGUGCUUAAUGUUCUGUGAUGGACCUGUUUGUUCUCUCUGAGUUCAUCUAAUCUCUUUUAGAACCCAUUUAUCCUUCACUACAUCCUGUAGUAAUGGGACCUACAAUUUAAUUAACGGAAGUAAUGUGUUUCUGUUUAUAUACUCCAGACCUGCUGUCUUUUAAUGUUACAUACCCCUCCUACUUCUUGAAAGUUAGAAAUAUCAGUUGUGGUCUAGUCUUCAUGAUUUACAGCCUCUCCACCACAGAGCAGUGAUGAAAGAGUUUCUAUUUGUGAAGGAGAUACUUUGUGUUACUCAGUGCAUGUGUGUUUUUUCACUGGCAUACAAGAACACAUUAUGGGCACAGUUGUUUAAAUCUGUUUGUACAAGAUUUGUCCACAAAACUUGUAUGAAUUGUAGAGGAGGGAGGCUUUUUUAGUUUCUUUUUUCAUGGUGUACUUGAUGUAAUCAUAAGAAAAAAGACAUACUCUGCCAGACGUGCCAUUCUUCUGAAAGCAGAAAACUGAAGGUAAUUUUUGUGAACAAUGUAUGCAUAAGAGUUGACAUAGUAUUUGCAGUCUGGAUGAUCUCAUUAAAUGUGUUUCAUUCAGUUUCUUAUAUCAUACCUAGAUGUGUUUUAAGUCUACCUGGAACACUUCAGUUGUUUCCUUUAGAAAACAGUGCUUAGAUGUGAGUGUUGUCCCACCUCCUUUAUUCUUUUGUCUUUUUCUCAACAUUCCUAGUCAUCACUGCUAUUUCAGAGAUGUUUGGCUAUUCUUAGAGCUGUAGAGUCUUACAUCAGUAGCUCUGAUUGCUUCUUUUUCUUGGCCUUUUAUUUUGUCCUUUUUACCACACAUCAAAAUGAUGAAGAACUUUUGCCAUUAAUAAAUAACUUUUUCAGAAAUAAAAAAUAAAUUCCACCUACUAGUGGAUGAAGGUGGGUAUUUCACCUGCUACUUCCUGUAUUAUUCCUUCGCCUGAGACAUCAAGGACAAUAGCUUAUGAUGUUAGUCAAGAGUUGUUGAUUACAAGUGAUAAGACACAUGACAAUUCAAUUUGAUAGGUGGGGCUUUGCAUUACACAUAAUAGCUCAUUUAAUCUGGUGCUCUUGUAGUAGCAUAUGCAAUAGGACAUGGGAAAAUCAUUAGGUGGAUUAAGGGAUAUAGUCAUUAACUCUAAGUUUUCCUCUGAACAGGAUAACUAUCGAAGAUUUUAUAAUUCUUACACAAUACCAAGCCCAUCUUAAGCAAGCUCUGACUAGCAGCUUGCUGUUAGGAUUCUGCAAUAUUUCUGUGUGUCACAGCACACCUUCCAGCUUUGUCUCAAGUCUGUUACUUGCCUGUGCCUGCCUGUGUCCCUGUGCUUCAUUUUCACCAUGGUCUUGGCUCUUGUGGCUUCUGAGCGUAGCUGCUGCUCUUGGUAGCUCCUGUACCCAGCAGUCCUGUCAAGUUAGACCUCAGAAUAAUACAUGAGUUUAGCAAUUCAUCCCUCCUGUUAGCACCCUAAAUUUUUCUUAGUCAGAUUCACGUCUCAGAAGGAUUUUUGUAAAUAUAGCUCACUGAAAAAAGUGGUUAUGACACUCUUUUCUUACACUCUUUUCUGAUAUUCCUGCUGCUUUGGAAAUGUUCCACCUCUUUGGCAUGGCUGGAACUGAAAAGUCACCAGACUGUUGUAAUGCAACAUGUCCCUUCCUGUCCUGUGGGGCAAAGGUUCUCUUUGAAGAUUUUAGUUUCAACAAAAUCAAGAUAAAUGUAAGCUAUUUCGACAGUGCUUACAUCACUGAGAUGGUUUAUUCAUGGUGCUAGAGAAAACAGCACCAUCUGUACAGAAAUCCCUUCAGCUCCCUUUGUGUGGGUGGAGGAGGAUGACAACCUACUGGUGCAUAUGGAAAAAGCAGAAAUACUUCAUACCUUUUUUUUUGCUUGAGGCUUCACAGGCAAAGACUGCUUCCGUUUUCUGUGAACACCACAGAAGGAAAGGAGUUGCCAGUAACAGGGAAGAAAUGCGUUAAAAAGACUUAAGAGCACAAUCACCUUAUAACCAUGGGACUCCACACAUGAACUUUUGCACAAAUACUGGUUUUGCCCAUCAGCUGUAACACAGUUGUAACACAGGAGGUCCCUGACAACUGGAUUGAGGCUGUAGUGUCCACUUUUAAAAAAGGUGAACUGGAACAUCCGGGAACCUCUACAUUCAUAAAACUUGUCUCAGUGUCCAAAACAAUCAGGGAGCAUGUACUGCCUGUGCUUUUGGAAUCCAUCUCCAGUACACAAAUGCCAAGAUGAUGAACAACAACCUGCAGAGAGUCAUGAGGGCAAAUCAUGCUUGACCAAGUUAAGUUGCCUUCCGGGAUGAAAUGACUGGUUAUGUGGACAGAGGAAGAGCCAUGAAUUUAAUGAUAAACUUCAGGACAAGUACAGCAGUCUGUAAUUACUUUAUCAUAGUCAAUAAUAUGAGAAUUGUUACUCUUAAAGUCAACAGGUAUGCUUUCAGUUAAGAUUUUGAAAAUUAUGAUGCUUGUUAAUUGCAGUCUAUGUGCCAUGAACCUUUUACAUUGUGAGCUGAUUUAAGUGUCAUAUUGGGUCUACAGCACAGAGGCGUGAAUUUGCAGUUCCCCAGUAUAACUGGCAUUACAGAAAUUAAUUUGUUCAUGUUCUAAUUAUGCCUAAUGCAUGAUUAUUUUGUUUAAUAUCCCAUAGCAAAGAAACUUAAUAAAUCAGAUGCAGAAUGUUGCGUAAUGCUAAUGGCAUUGCAGAGAUUUGCAAUGACACGUAGAAGAAUGAGUUUCAAGUGAGUUGAAAGUAUUUCGAGUGAAUGUCUGAUAAGAAAAAAUUAUUCUAAAAUUGGUUUGAGCCACAACACAUUAGACUAUUUUGUAAGGUCUUGCCAUUUGCCAACAGAGGUUUCAUUCUUGUGGAUCACCACUGUAUUAUGUCCCCUGCUGCAGCUAUAGAUCUUUCCUCUUUUUGCAAUAGGUUCUUCAGCCUGAUUGUUUUUUAACCAUUUGGUAACACAAUGUGUGCCUGAGCAAAGACUCUUCCUUGGGUACAAGGCACUUAGUCUGGGAAUGGUGAGACAUCCAAGAAACACUGUUAAGAGAGACUGUAAAACCACGUAGCCAGCUGAGAAAGAGGCACAAAGUGCAGUUGUCUUAGAGUGAAGAUGGUGCCUAGAAAUGUAUUUCUGGUGCAAGACUGCUGCUUAGGCUAUGAGACAGCAGGAAUCUCAAAACUGCACAAGAAACAGACUGGGAUGUAUCUUCUCAGGAGCUGGGGACUUACCGUGAUUAAAUCUUGUUUCUUAGCAAGGAAAAUGUAUGAGGUGACUUAAAGAACCUGUACAAUCAAAAGAAAGCAAAUUGUCAGCCCUCAGGAAGAGAAUGGGAAAAAAAUCAAUGAAAUAUUAGAAGUAAAAUAAUGGAGUAAACUUUAGUCCUAAGGGAUAAUGAUACUGAAACCAGUGUGUGCUAAUGAAGGCUUACCAUGUUAGGUUCUCUGCUUCAUGUAUAUAAGAAUGUUUUUUAACUGAGCCCAGUACCUGGUGUUUAAAGAUUAAAUCUUGAUUAUAGCAUACAUUUGUAAACAGACUAUUUUGGAAUAACUGAGAAGGUGCUGUUCUUCUGUUACGUGCCAUUUUCCUUCAUGCUGAAAAGAAAGGCUUUGAAAAUCUGGUAAAUCUUCUUCAAGCAGAACCACAGCACAGCUUAGAAACUCAUUCCUUAUUUAUUAUCUUGAUAUGUUGGGGGAGGAAAUUCUGGAGCUACAGAUCAUUGCAGAUGUUAUCACUAGUCUUAAGGUAACUCACCUUUAUCACUCCAAGUCCACUUAAGUCUCUGGACUAAGAAAGGCAGAUGGAACUCUGGGAUUAGCAGAAGUUGGCCCUGUGGGUUGAUAUUCAACUUAAACAUGGACCAUGAGCUCCUUGAUAUGCCUGGUCAGCCUAAGCAGGGACAUAAUGUGGUGACUGUGGCAUGAAAUGAAAAUGGUUCUGAUAAUAAAAUGAAUCUAAUCCCAUUUGAAUUAAUCUGUAAAGAGCUGUGGGCUCAUGCCUAGGAGUGGAGUGUAAAUGUUCAGCUGAACACUGAUGCUGGAGAAGGAGCCAAACCCAAAACGUGAUGGUAGAAAAUUCUUACCAUCUCAGAGUAUUCCAUCAGUAAGAGAAUGGUCACAGCAGCCUCUCUGAAGUUCAGCUUUAACACACUAGUCCAGAUUUUUUGUUAUUCUGAUUUAAAUACUUUUAAAAUACUGGUUACAGUCCUAACAGAACUGCUAUGGUCUAGGUAACUAUUAAGCUGUGCUAGCUGUCUGCUUUUAAUAACUGUCAGCCCUAAGUGAUCUGUCAAUUAAAAUGACAGAUUCUUGUUGAUUAGAGAUAUCUACAGUGAAUCCCUAGUCACUGACAAGAAACAGGCUCCUACGCUACAAGACAGUCUACUGAAUAACAGGAAAAGUAUUUUUUGUAAUAAGCCAUAAAUUAAUUAUCUACUGUCUUUCAAUAAUGAAAUAUUAUGUUAUUUUGAAAAGAGAUUGGAGUAAAAGCUUUAAACGAGACUUUUGCAAAACUUAUGCGAGAUUCAUAGUUAAUCAGGAUUGAGAACUGCAUUCAGAAAAGAUGUGUAACUAUUUUCUGUGCAUUGAAGAACCUUAAGCGAAAUAAUUCACUGCCUUUAAAUAGAAAAGGACAACUGACAGCUUCAAAUGAUGCUCCAGCCUCUGUUGUUCUGUUGAAAUUAGUCUACACGACCAUAGACUUCACCUCUCCCAAAUAUUAACCUAACUAGGUAUUGGAAACACAUAUAGAUAGCAACAGACAAAUGAAAGAGAUUUUAAGUCUAAUAAAAUAUAGAUUUUUGUACUUAAGGGUAUUGUGUAAUUUUCCUCCUUUUCCAGUCAGCUUUUACUUUUUUUCCCAAAAGACGUUUAGCUAUAACUAUUAUCCUUCCCAAAACAGAAAAGCAAAGGUUUACUAGCAUUAAUUGAUGAUCUUUCCAAUUAUUUCUGUCAAUCUUCUCUCAGUUUCCAUGAUAUUGUUCUUGUAGUAUUCACUCCACUGUUUCCAUGUAUCAUCUACAGAAAUGUUAAGAGCUGAGUAAAAUGUUGUGGACACAUCUGG
Pipra filicauda (Wire-tailed manakin) is the source of this 10430-nucleotide messenger RNA. RefSeq names its product WD repeat domain 36 (gene WDR36). Bases 26 to 2698 code for a protein of 890 amino acids. Gene Ontology annotation, molecular function: protein binding. The record is from RefSeq and is a predicted model, not a curated record. Gene Ontology annotation, cellular component: Pwp2p-containing subcomplex of 90S preribosome; small-subunit processome. Gene Ontology annotation, biological process: rRNA processing. The transcript is spliced from 23 exons. Lineage: Eukaryota; Metazoa; Chordata; Aves; Passeriformes; Pipridae.